AUGGGCGACGCAGUCAUUGAGGGUUCGAACUGGCGCCUCGUUGAGGUUGGCCGAGUCGUUGUUAUCAACGGCGACCACCCCUUCGCUGGCCACCUGGCCACGAUCGUCGAGAUCAUCGACCACAAGCGAAUUCUCGUCGACGGUCCUUCCGCGAACGCUAGCCUCGCCACUCCCCGACAAGCUGUUCCCCUCAACAAGGUUCUCCUCUCCUCUCUCUCUGUUGAGGGCCUGAACCGUGGUUCCCGAACUGGUGUCGUCCGAAAGCUCUGGGAGAAGUCCGAGAUCGACUCCAAGUGGGAGCAGACCAACUGGGCCAAGAAGCGGGACCAGAUGGAGCGAAGGAAGGCUCUUACCGACUUCGAGCGUUUCCAGGUUCUCCGACUCAAGAAGCAGCGACGAUUCGAAGAGCGCAAGGCUCUGGCCAAGGUCAAGGCCUCCGCAUAA
Messenger RNA from Fusarium venenatum, 444 nucleotides. RefSeq names its product 60S ribosomal protein eL14. Gene Ontology annotation, molecular function: structural constituent of ribosome; RNA binding. The record is from RefSeq and is a predicted model, not a curated record. Gene Ontology annotation, cellular component: ribosome; cytosolic large ribosomal subunit. NCBI's taxonomy places the organism in Eukaryota, Fungi, Ascomycota, Sordariomycetes, Hypocreales, Nectriaceae. Gene Ontology annotation, biological process: ribosomal large subunit biogenesis; translation.